Messenger RNA from Nicotiana attenuata, 387 nucleotides. RefSeq lists its product as uncharacterized. Bases 1 to 387 code for a protein of 128 amino acids. Lineage: Eukaryota; Viridiplantae; Streptophyta; Magnoliopsida; Solanales; Solanaceae. The record is from RefSeq and is a predicted model, not a curated record. The transcript has a single exon.
AUGGAGGUUCUUUACAAGGAAUAUGGAGUGCUAAUAUCCCAAAUAAAGUUCACUAUGGAUCUGCUGAAAGAGUUUGAGUGUACUGAGUAUACCAACCUGUCAUCACCCCUUGAUCCUUCUACAAAGCAAAAAGCAUAUGGGAGUCCACUAUUCCCUGACCCUUCUAACUACAGAAAGUUGGUAGGGAAGUUGAACUUCUUAAAAAAUACAAGGCUUGAUAUAUCCUAUAGUGUCCAACAUCUUAGCCAGUACAUGCAGUCACCUAGGGACGCUCAUUUGAAAGUUGCAUACUAUGUUUUGAGAUAUUUGAAAGGCGAUCCAAGUCUGGGCAUAGUUCUUUCCAAUAGCAAGGACUAUGGAAUUAGGGCCUUUUGUGACUCAGAUUGA